AUGGACGAACACAACACAGCUCAAAAACCACGCAAGCGCAAAGCGUCCAACCCCGAUCCCGCGCCACCGCGUACGCACCACGUGAUCGAACACUACAAACCAUUGCCCUACGAAAAGUCCUACGGUCUCAUGGGACGAUGCAGAAUCUGUCCCGAAAAGAAGAACCUCAUUAUAUGCAGCGACUGCAAUGCCAUGUUUUACUGCAGCUCCGAACAUCAAGCCCUCAACAAGAAAACGCACCAGACACUCUGCGACAGACUCCAAGAACUUCACGGCCUCAUCGCUGGUUCUGAGGACGCGCUGAAACGGAAUUCGGGAGAUGCGGGUACGCCUAAAGACCCGUUUAGGACUGCGGGUGGCAGGUUUUGGGAGUAUGAAGCGACGAGGGAGUAUAUGUACCGGAGGAGGGAUCUGCUGUAUGAGCUUUAUAGUGUCAAUACUACAGCAGCGGUGCAGCAAGCGUUAGACGAAGCCUUUGCCCUUUUACAACUGGAUUCUGCGGAUCAUCUACAAAUGCGUUGUCUAGUACCCUGGCUGCUCCUCCGCCUAAAACGCGACCAAGACUGUUACGACUUCUGCAAAUGGUGGGUCACAAAAGGGACCUCCGAAGAACACGACUGGACCUCCGAAACCUUACCUCUUGUCGGCGAAGACGCGUUCGAAUCCCUCGAAGUCUUUGAGCGGAUUAGAGAACCCGGAUCCACGGCUCCUGCAUCCGAGUCGUUCACGUUUCUCCUCGCCAUCUUACUAGUCAAACUCCGCAUGGUCUACGAGAUGAAAUUCCAGAAACACGGUAAAACCUCCACCGAGGUGAAAGAUAGCAAAAGUGCCAUCAUACUAUCCAUCGUCGACAGUCGCGUGAAAGAAGAAUGGAUACCGCUUAUCCAGUCGGUGGAAAACCAGGCCAGAACGCUAUAUCGUGCUGUUGCGGGAGCGAACAAACACUUUUGGCCUGCAUUCCUCAAUCGAGCUGAUGAUGGCCUGGAGGACGCACCGCCGGAGUCGGCUGGUGUGGGCGAUGAGGCGGAGAUGAAGAUUAAGUUGAGGGAGUGUAUGAAUGCUUGGUUGGAGAGUCUGGGGGCUGAGGGGUUGGUUUCGGAUAUGGAAAUGGGUAUGGAUCAUGAGCCAUGGUGGUGCUCUAAUAGGGAAUAG
This is a messenger RNA of Alternaria viburni, 1152 nucleotides long. RefSeq lists its product as uncharacterized. Bases 1 to 1152 code for a protein of 383 amino acids. The transcript has a single exon. The record is from RefSeq and is a predicted model, not a curated record. Lineage: Eukaryota; Fungi; Ascomycota; Dothideomycetes; Pleosporales; Pleosporaceae.